AAAAACCCCAAAAUAUAAGAAAAAAACACUGUUGUAACAAUGGUGAAGAAAGAAGUGAGGUGAUGGAGGGUGGGAAUGGGAACCGUCGCUCUUCUUUUUCCCAACCACCGCGCCACCAAUUCCCUUUCACUGCAACCAAUCAAUCCAAAGUUUCAAACUUUUCUCAACGGGUGACUCCUCCUCCAACCACUGGUAGUAAUAGUAACGCCUCUACCUCAGAUUUCAACGAGGAUUCACAAGGAUCUUCCAAUUUUGGGGGUUUACUUGGAACUUGUUCUUAUAUGUGCCCAGAAAGAGAGAGGAUCCAGCGUGAGAAACUUCGAGAUUUGGCAGUUUUUGAGAGGCUAAAUGGCAAUCCUGGAAAAUCAUCUCCAGCUCUUGCUGUCAAGAAGUUUUGCAGAACUAUAUCUAUCAAAGAAGUUCAAGCAUCUGAUAUGCGACCUCUUCCUGUAUUAGAAGAUACUUUAAAUUAUCUAUUGGGCUUGCUGGAUUCUAAGGAGCAUCCGUUCGAAGUAGUUCAUGACUUCAUCUUUGAUAGAACAAGGUCUAUACGUCAAGAUCUUACAAUGCAAAGUAUUGUAAACAAGAGAGCUAUCUUCAUGUACGAGGGAAUGGUGAAAUUUCAUGUUAUAUCACAUCGCAAGCUCUGGUGUUCUGCGGGUGAUCCAAACAUCGCAUCCAUGCAUCAUCUCAACAUGGAACAGCUCACAAAGACAUUAUCUUCUUUAUUCAAUCUGUAUGAAGCAAAUCGAAAUUCAAAUGAUUUACAUGAGAAUGAAGCAGAGUUCCAUUCAUUCUACGUGCUUCUUAAUCUUGGUUCUCACAACAAACCAAUGGGAGAACCUCUUUCUUUAUGGUUUAGUCAUGUAUCAACUCCAAUAUUGAAGUCAAAAGAAAUGCGUUUUGCUAGGAGAAUCGUGCGCUCGUUCCGAAUGGGUAAUUAUAUGGAUUUCUUCCGAACUGUAGCAGCUGAUGCAUCAUAUCUACAGUACUGCAUAAUGGAGCCUUAUAUCAAUGAAAUUCGUUCACUGGCUUUAUCUUACAUAAAUUUCGGUGGCUACAAACUUCAUCCAUAUCCUCUGUUCGUCCUCUCAAAACACCUGAUGAUAGAGGAAUCGGAUUUGGAAUCGUUUUGUCAUUCUUGCGGUCUUGAGACAUGUAUAGAUGAAUCUGGAAAUAAGUUACUUCAAACAAAGCAAACUACCUUCAGUCCCCCUAAAGGUGGGAUCCAGAAAUAUAGCUUCUUGGGCUUGCAAGAUUAUGAAAGGUAGUUUUUGUAACAUCAGUUCAGAUGUACGCCUCCCGCGCAAUACUAGGAGAUUGGAACAAAAAUGGUCAAAGAAUUGUUGCAGCAGCUUUCAUCACUUUUCCGAAGUAUGGAAAUGACUGUAUGCAUAGACCAAUUAUAUAAAUCCUUUGGAAUCUCUAUGGGAUAUUUGUACUAUAAACUGAUCUUGUUGCAUAUUUGUACUUGUAAGUGUACAUUUGAUUUUAUAUUUAGAAUGUUGUUAAUGUAUAGGUGUUUAUUAGAAAACAGACUAUAAAUAUCCAGUCUGCAUAAUAACAGUAGCAAUAUUAUUAGAGUA
Vicia villosa (hairy vetch) is the source of this 1586-nucleotide messenger RNA. RefSeq names its product SAC3 family protein C-like. Gene Ontology annotation, cellular component: cytoplasm; transcription export complex 2; nucleus. The transcript is spliced from 9 exons. Bases 63 to 1271 code for a protein of 402 amino acids. NCBI's taxonomy places the organism in Eukaryota, Viridiplantae, Streptophyta, Magnoliopsida, Fabales, Fabaceae. Gene Ontology annotation, biological process: mRNA export from nucleus. The record is from RefSeq and is a predicted model, not a curated record.